UCUCCAACAGUCACUUUGACGCCGCAGCACCCAGUCAUGCACAUACACAGGCCUACAUAAACACACAUAGACACACAUGCACACAGGCCGCCAUUCACACACACACACAAAUUCCCAUAUGAUCAGACCCCGGAGACCAAAGAGACUAAAAGGCCGUAAUAAAUGACGCAGAGAGAAUAAACCUGAAGAGAAAACGGACCAGGACUCUAAGAAUUGGGAAGAAUUUAGGGCCAAGCAAAGGGAACAUUUUGGCCUUCUGGGUUGCUGUUGCCCCGUAUCCAGUGGUUUAAGAGGCAUUUGAAGAAAGGUUGGUCUGCGUUAGGAGGCGUCAUACCGCAACCAUGGACGGGGAGGAUGACAAGAACUCGGUGGAUAUCCAUGAUAACCCCCCAGCGCCUGACAACUUUGUGAGGGAGGAAGGUGACACUGUCUACUUCAUCUACGAUGAGGAGGUGGAGGUGGAGGAGAAGGAGCCUGAGCCUCCCCCCGAGCCGGUGGUCAUGAUCAAUGACAAACCCCACAAGUUCAAGGACCACUACUGCAAGAAGCCCAAGUUCUGCGACGUCUGCGCGCGCAUGAUAGUCCUGAAUAACAAGUUUGCUCUGAGGUGCAAGAACUGCAAGACCAACAUCCAUCACUCGUGCCAGUCCUAUGUCGAGUUCCAGAAGUGCUUUGGUAAAAUUCCUCCUGGCUUCCGAAGGGCCUACAGUUCGCCCCUGUACAGCAGUGACCAGCCAGACCCAUCCAACACCAACCGUAACGACCCGGUGUUCGACACGCUGCGUGUCGGUGUCAUCAUGGCCAACAAGGAGCGCAAGAAGAACGACAAUGACAAGAAGAAUAUGAUGAUGAUGAUGGAGGAGGAGGAAGAGGACGGUGGGCAGCCCAAAGAGAACGACGAAGGGGGGGAAGGAAAACCGGAAGACCAGAAGAAGGAGAAGGGAGGAGACAAGGCGGAUGAGAAGAGUAAGGGAGCAUUCUCCCAGUCUCAUUACUACCUGGCCCUGUACCGCUUCAAGGCCAUAGAGAAGGAUGACCUGGACUUUCACCCCGGUGACCGCAUCAUAGUGCUUGAUGACUCCAAUGAGGAGUGGUGGAGGGGGAAGAUGGGGGAGAAGACGGGCUACUUUCCUACCAACUACCUGAUUAAAGUGCGAGCUGCGGAAAGGGUGUACAAGGUGACACGCUCCUUUGUGGGGAACAGGGAGAUGGGACAAAUAACAUUGAAGAAAGACCAGAUCGUGGUGAAGAAGGGAGAAGAGAAGGGGGGAUACCUGAAGGUCAGCACUGGACGCAAACUGGGCUUCUUCCCAGCCGACCUACUGGAGGAGAUCAUCACCGUGCAGUAGAGGCCGCUAUAGGGCUGGGCCUUACAGAUCUACUCUACAUCAAAACAUGAUCAUAACAUGUUUCUUUCCUUUCUUGCAUGUGAUGUCAUCUAUAGUGAGCCAGAGCGAAUCAGAUGAUAUAGUGGUCUGGGCGUUGGACUCCCAGCCUUAUACAGUAAUUGGUCUUGUAUAAUGUUCUAGUUUAUGGCCCAGUUUAAGUACUUUAAUCUAGAUGCUUGCAUAGAGUAAUUUAUGAAUAGAUAAACGUUUCAUAGUUUUAUGUAGAGAUGUAAUAUUAAAAUAGAAUUUGGUUUUGGAUAUUUGAUUUGAGGCUAGCCUAACUUGGGGACGAGGGCUUUUUUUCAAUGUACUAUUCUUUUUAAAUGUAAAGUAUUAGAGCAAAGUAUAUUUAGAGCAAAGUAUAUUUUCAUAUUGAAUUUGUCUAGCAUAAAAUAGAUAUAGAUAGAGGCUUCUAAUAAAAUCAUCAAGCUAAACAUUAAGUUGAUGUUUCAUUGAAAAUAUAUCGUAUUUUUACAGGAUUAUAAAAGGAGAUACUUUUCUCAUGGUCUGGAACACACAUUUUAAAGACAUAAUGUAUGUUACAAUCUAAAUAUACAAUCACUUGUAUCUCAUUAAAGUCUAAGGUUUGCACAAAGUAAAA
This is a messenger RNA of Gadus macrocephalus (Pacific cod), 1989 nucleotides long. RefSeq names its product SH3 and cysteine-rich domain-containing protein 3-like. Bases 342 to 1349 code for a protein of 335 amino acids. Gene Ontology annotation, biological process: skeletal muscle contraction; positive regulation of voltage-gated calcium channel activity; positive regulation of protein localization to plasma membrane. Lineage: Eukaryota; Metazoa; Chordata; Actinopteri; Gadiformes; Gadidae. Gene Ontology annotation, molecular function: protein binding. The record is from RefSeq and is a predicted model, not a curated record. Gene Ontology annotation, cellular component: extrinsic component of cytoplasmic side of plasma membrane. The transcript has 13 exons.